Gryllus bimaculatus (two-spotted cricket) is the source of this 3099-nucleotide messenger RNA. Lineage: Eukaryota; Metazoa; Arthropoda; Insecta; Orthoptera; Gryllidae. The record is from the annotation of a GenBank genome assembly.
AUGACCAACGAGUUGUGUGAUACGUCACAUUACAUAGUUAUACGAGCUGGUAGACAUUAUUCUCCAGUCAUCUCCGAGAUGCCGUACGAGUGUUUGCGGUUGCUCCGUCCUCCUCCAUCAACUGUCUUUCUCAAUUGCGGACACUCGUGGACUGAUGCAAGCGCAUUCGAAUAUUGGAAGAAAUCAUCUCUAUUUGAUGAGUUUUGAAAAACAACUGAGCUUUUCACAAGAAAAUAGAUUUGUCAGACCCACGCCGAACCAACUACUACGUAAUUCUGGUAUACUGUAAAUCUAUCCUCUACUGAUCGACGGAUAUGUUAUACAGAGAAAACUAAGAUAAAGCUUAAAUUGAUUUACGUAUUGUAUAGAACUGUAUCGGGUUACCUGGAUCUGUCAUAAGAGAUACUAAAUAAAGGAUUAAAUGAUGAAUCGGGAUGUAAAGUCUAAGAAAAAGAAAAAUAUUAAAUUAACCUAUCCCGUUUGGGUUGAACAUAGGGAAGUGAGCCAGCGAUUACCUCGAGGGUAUUCAGACGUUUUUUACAAGAGUUUGUAUUCAUCCAUCUCACCAUGCCAUUCAUGGAAGAGAGGAGAAAAUUCGCGAUCUGUGCACGGUGGACUUUACAGCUUGGAGUUCUGCCCGGCUGGAUCUCUUCUGGUGGCGGGCGAGAAGAGGAGCUUCCGGGUGUUUGACCCUGUGUCUCGGAAAUUGAUUCGCACCGUUGACAACGCACAUGCAUGUUGCGUCACGAAUGUGAAGUUUCUGGAUGCCCACGUUUUCGCUACGGGCAGUGUUGACAAGACAGUCUCCUUGUGGGACGCCAGAAAUCUCGGGAAACGGUUGAGAACAUUGCGGGUACGCACAAACACCAUUGGAAACAUCGCGUUUUCACCAAAAACUAACUUGCUGAUAACGUCUGGACUCGACGGAUACAUUUCCACGUGGGAUAUAACGAACUUCACCCAAAAAAACGAGCUUUGCAGGAAGAUAUCUUGGUCAUACGUACUCACCCGCCUGCGACUCAGUCCCGAUGAGUCGAAAAUGAUCAUUUCAACGGGUAGAGGUUUUAUAAUGAUUGUACACGAUCUCGAUUUGAACACACUUGAUUUGGACGAUUUCGAAUUGGAUCUUUUCGGAUUAACGUUCUUGGACCAGGCAGAUAUCUCGCGGUUCCUGAACUGGAAUCACUUCCUUUCCCCGAAACGGCGACGAAACCGCGUGGAGAUAGUGGCGGACUACCCUGAUGUGCGCGGGAUCAACGUGAUCUCGUCGCUGGAGAUCCACCCUCGCGGAUGGAGCGCAGUGAGUCGCACCAAGUGCAUUAUGAAUGGCGAGCGCAAGCACUGGACCUGCGUACACGACAUCCUGGAGAAGGAUCCUUCUGAACGUAGGGCUGCUUCGGGAGGGGGUUGGGGGGACGAGUGCCCCCCGUACCCCCAGCUGGAGGCCGAUGCUGGGGAGGCAACGGCGUCGGGGAGCGCUGAGGCCUCGUGCGUCGGCGCGCAGCCUGCUUUUGCAGGCGCAGCGACGUUCCCAGAACGCGAACGCGAACUCGAGCUCCAGAGAGGCAAUGAAUCGGGACGCAACGGGGGGUGGGCAGCUGGCUUUGAAACAGCGAGUGAGGGCUUUUGCGCCCCCUCUAAUAGCAAUGUCGAGUGUGAGGUGCCGUUUGCAGAGCCUUCUGGGGAAGCGGGGGCCCGCAAGAGAAGAGCCGUCUCCCGGGGAACCACAGGGUGGCCAUGGGCCCCCCCGUCAUCUGCGCAUCCCGGGCCCUUUGAAGUGGCAAACAAUAGCAAGAAUGCGGAGGCCAGAAAGGUCUUGGGAGUUUUGGCACUCAUUCGUCACAAUCAAAGUGAAGGACAACUGAUUCGUACUGUUCCCGAACGGUACCCAAGACUGACGCAUUACAUUGAGGAACCAGUGGCCAGUGAAUGGUAUUUCGACAAUACCUGCUUUUCCUCAGAUGGCCGUUUAAUAUGUUAUCCGAUGAAACGUGGCAUUAGGUUACUUUCUUUUUCACCAGAGUGUUCGGAGCAGCCCAUUACUUGGAGUAAAGCAGAACCGCGUAACUUACAUGAAUUGAAAACGCACGUCUCCCACAGUAACACAGUACUUUGUACUAAGUUUUCCCCACGUCACUAUUUGUUAGUAUCUGGAUGCUCGGGUGGGCAGCUUACUUGGUAUGAACCCGUUGUGUGAAGUUUGUUCUGGGUACAAUUAUAAGAAAAAACACCAUAUAAUAAUUCUUCAAAAUAAUAAAUGUAGUUUUCUUCCAUAUGUAUGAGAAAUUUUGUACUAUGUACAUAUGAUUAUCACUUAUAAAUUUUUGUAGUAAAUACACUACUGUAGAACGAGUUAAAAAAAUUAACGGACAAUUGUCUAAAAUUCAAUACAAUUUUUUCCUACUCUGAUUUACUGGUAACUGUUGUGACUACCUGCCUUGACGUAUAAAUGAGUAGAAAAUUUUUUUUUCAUUGUAUUGCCUGUCGACUUGGUUGUAGUCUCAUUAUAUAUUUUAACUUGUAAGGAAGGUUUGAAUUAUAAUUGUAAAAUUAUUUGAGCAUGAAUUUCGACGAAGUAACCUUUCUACAUGAACAGUCUAAAAUGAGGUUUGAAAUAUACUAGAUAAGUUCAAAUCUGAAACCUUUAAAAAUGAUUUGAUUUUAAUUUUUAUUUCUCAAGUACACAAUAUAGAGUUCUGUUCUUUUACUUGUAAAUUGACAAAAAACUAAUUUCAACGUGAAAAUUCAAGAAUGUGUUGUUUUUUUAUUCUGAAAAGUGUAGCAGUACAUCUGUUCACUUUAUUAGCGCCUUAGCCCCACCCCCUCACCUCACCCUUCUCGUGCGGGCGGAAGGAGUCCUGUGCCAGCGACGGAAAUCCCAGCUCUGGCCGGGAAGACGUCCCAAAGUCGCUUCUACGCGGCACGCCGUCCAUUCCUUGGCGCGGGGGAGAGCACUUCGUUCUGACAAGCAGCUGCCACAGCGGGAAAAGUCCACUUCCUCCCACAUCUGACUUAGAAAUAAGGAGAUUUCGCCAUCGCCUCCGCAGUCACCGCCGCUUUCUAAGGGCCACUGCACAUGAAGGUUACGUGGGCGCACGA